Cylicocyclus nassatus is the source of this 456-nucleotide messenger RNA. The record is from the annotation of a GenBank genome assembly. NCBI's taxonomy places the organism in Eukaryota, Metazoa, Nematoda, Chromadorea, Rhabditida, Strongylidae.
AUGUAUCGUGGAAAACUGCUGAAAAACUCUUGCUACAAAUUCAUGUUCUUCAAUGGAUUCGCGGACAUCGCUGAUCUUAUGAUGACCACAUACUACACAUCUUAUUUCCAUUUUACUGGCGCAGUAUUUUGUUCAGCUAUAGUCUCCGAGUGGAUCGCAGGACAUCUUGUUUACAGUUUAUGGUUUGGAGCUUCCUUCAACUGCAUAGUUCUAGCUUUCAAUAGACUAGUAGAAAUGGUUCCGUCUCUCAGAGGCCUCCGUUUCCUUUACCAAGGGAAGUUCCUAUAUAUGUGGAUGUUCCUCUCCAUAUUCUAUAUGAUAAUUGUCUGGUUCAUACUUAGACCAAUUCCAUUCAACACAUCGGUCUCUGCUUUUCUUGGUACUCCGAUGAUCGGAGAUCCAGAAUGGGUAAGCAGGAGUGGUAAACAGAUCCUGAAGUAUUAUUUGAGGAAAUAA